AUGGCCCAAGGCGCAGUCAAGAAGCUCGGUCGCCCGACCCCCGCCAAAGUCACACACUCCAAGAAACAAGCAUCAAAAGUGAACAAGUCCAAGGGAACAAAAAAGAGCGUCGACAAGGUCCACAAGAAGUUCACAAGCGGCAUGACAGCGCGCACCGAAGCGCUGCUCGGCGAGCGUGCAGGACAUCUCGAGUUGCUGGGCAAGGGAAACAAGAAGAAGGACAAGAAGACUGAGCACAAGGGUGGCUCCAAGAAGUUUGGUUAA
Molecule: messenger RNA, 264 nt
Organism: Fusarium coffeatum
Lineage: Eukaryota; Fungi; Ascomycota; Sordariomycetes; Hypocreales; Nectriaceae
Exons: 1
Coding region: 1-264 (87 amino acids)
Source: RefSeq, a predicted model, not a curated record